Ramularia collo-cygni is the source of this 882-nucleotide messenger RNA. Its product is annotated as related to transcription initiation factor TFIIE, beta subunit, putative. The coding region runs from base 1 to 882 and encodes 293 amino acids. Gene Ontology annotation, cellular component: transcription factor TFIIE complex. The record is from RefSeq and is a predicted model, not a curated record. The transcript has a single exon. Lineage: Eukaryota; Fungi; Ascomycota; Dothideomycetes; Mycosphaerellales; Mycosphaerellaceae. Gene Ontology annotation, biological process: transcription initiation at RNA polymerase II promoter.
AUGUCGCUCUCCAGCUCCCUUGCUAAGUACAAGGGCGAAUUAGCCUCGGCCACCUCUCGGAACAUAGGCUCGGCGCGACCACCUGGCUCUGGUUCUGGCUCUGCGCGAGCGACCCCCAAACCCUCCGCGCCCGCGACGACUACGACCGCGGCCGCCGCAGUCGAUGCUACCAAGCGUAACCAUGAUGCCGCAUUCCAGCUGCCAAGCGCCGGGAGCGGCUCUUCGCUCAUGACCCAAGUCAACGUCGCCAUCAACUACCUGAAGACGAAAAACCCACAAGAAUUGGCCUUGGACGAUGUCAUCAGCUAUCUCUCCCUCCCUACCGAUGAAGCCAGAACACAGGGAGCUCUCAUUCGCAAGGCUUUGCAAGGAAAUGAACGCGUCGAAUUCGUCCCCAAAUCCCGUAGCGCAAACGGCAGGGACAGCUUCAAAUACAGGCCUUCUCAUCCUGUCACCAACGCAGAAGAACUCAAGAAUUAUCUUGCCCGUCAGACCACCGCACAAGGAAUCCUCGUCAAAGAGCUCAAAGACGGCUGGCCAAAUUGCAUCCCUGCCAUUGAUGCGCUUGAGAAGCAGAAUGCUAUUCUGGUGACGCGGCAGACCAAGGACAAUGCUCCCAAGAUGGUCUGGCCAAACUCCCCGUCCUAUCACGUGCACAUUGAUGACGAUUUCCGCGAGUUUUGGAACAAGACCAAACUUCCUGCUACUGAGACUGAGAUCAGGAAUGAACUGGAGAAGGCCGGUAUCGUACCCACGAGUCAGGUGAAGGAAGUGAAGAAGGUAGGAGGGAAAAAGGAGCGAAAGAAGCCCACCAGACGCGGGGGCAUGAAGACGACGAACAAGCACAUGACUGGCAUUCUCAAAGAUUACACCAGAAAGUGA